Molecule: messenger RNA, 1302 nt
Organism: Scheffersomyces coipomensis
Lineage: Eukaryota; Fungi; Ascomycota; Pichiomycetes; Serinales; Debaryomycetaceae
Exons: 1
Coding region: 106-1047 (313 amino acids)
Cellular component (GO): nucleus
Molecular function (GO): nucleic acid binding
Source: RefSeq, a predicted model, not a curated record
UGUAAAAAAAAUUUAAGCAGCACUCUGAAGACAGUAUCUGUCAAAUAGAUACAUAGAUAGAUCAGAUAGAAUCUGGUUAAGAAGAGGUUGUUGAAUCAGAUAGAUAUGAUUAGAGGAAUACUAUUAAACAACUCAGUGCGGAGAUCAUUAAGAAAUCUUCUGAGUUCAGCAGUACUAUUUAAUCUGGUGGUACCGUUGGAUUUAACUCCAGAUGCUGCCAAAUCAAAUCCAAAUUCAAUACAUCCAAUACAUAGAAAACACCCCGAUGAUAGAGAAACUAUAUUACAACAAUAUUUAUCAAGUGGCAAAUUCACUUUUGCAAAAGAUAAAGAAGUUGCAUCAUUACAAGAAUUAAAACGAUGUAUGGAAAUAGUGUAUUUAAAUAAGAAACCCUUGAUAGCCAUUGAUUUUGAGGCUUAUGAAAGAAGUUUGAAGAAAGUAACAGAGAUAGGGAUCGUGAUAUAUGAUCCAGACUUACUGAAAGGAUCAAUAUUUCCUAUUAUCAAGACUUUUCAUAUCAUAAUUGCAGAACAUAUUGAAUUGGUUAAUGGUAGAUACGUGCCUGAUAGUAAAGAUAAAUAUAUAGGAGGACUUUCCAACGUGUUACUGUUAUCUGAUAGUAAGAUAUUUAUGGAACAAAUCAUUGAAAAAUAUAUCAAUCAAAGAGAAGGUGCAUUUGUGGGUCAUAAUAUAGGAGGUGAUAUUAGAUGGUUGCAAGGAAUGGGAAUCCAAAUCAGAGAAGAUAUCGAAAUAGUGGAUACAUUUAAAUUAUAUCAAAUAUCAAGAUCGAUAGGAGGCACAUUAAAGGGUAUCUUGAAGCUUAUUGAUCUUCCUCAUGGAGUGUUACAUAAUGCUGCUAAUGAUGCUUAUUAUACCUUAUUGGCAGCCAUAGCAUAUUGUGACCCUAACAUGAGGAAUCAUAAGGAUUUAGAUACUUAUAAGACGGUAGCAAAGAAGCUGACCAGUGAAAAGAGACGAGAACUGUUUGCUACAUCGGCUAUCUAUGAUGAUGUUACCAAGGUUGAUGAAUUGCUUACUGGUAUUUAGGGUUAACUGUUCGUUAAUGAUUGGUUUCUAUGGUUAUAAAAUUGGCAGGUGUGAGCGCGGCAACAUUAGAAAAAAGCAGUAACAGACGACGAACGACAGGCGACGGCUCAACUCACAAAAUUAGAGAUAACAUUUUUUUAUAUGCUCGUUGUGGGUAAUUUAAGCUAAUUUUGAUAAUGGAUAAAGGUAAAUAAUAAAAUAAUAAAAAUUCAUCGGGCCUUGGUCCCCUUUCCUAAUUUAACCUUCAUUGGAUUU